AUGCUCCAGUUCCUGCUCGGAUUUACUUUUGGCGAACUGGUUGGCAUGUAUCUGGCUCUGAACUGUGCCACACCCAACCUGGCUAAAAAGCUUAAAGAAAUUAAAAAGGACUUAGAUGCCAAGAAGAAACCCCCCAGUUCAUGA
This is a messenger RNA of Manis javanica (Malayan pangolin), 144 nucleotides long. The record is from RefSeq and is a predicted model, not a curated record. Lineage: Eukaryota; Metazoa; Chordata; Mammalia; Pholidota; Manidae.